AUGUUCGAUGGAAAACAAAGAGCUGAUGAUCCAGAGCAUGAUUCUCUAACAGGUGAUUGUAACUUAUUUAGAAAAUUACGAAACUUGGAAGAAGAGAAACCGCAUAGAUCUAAAAUACUACAGGCGAAUAUCAUUAGAGAUGGAAUCCAUGCUUAUAAAAUAUAUGACUUCCCACAGAGCAUUCAUCGCUUACGUGAAAGAGCUGUAAACUUAGAGGAUGCUUUAUUUAAAUUAUGCCAAUCUAUACAGAAGAAUUCAGAAGACUGUACAACUAAAAUGUCAUGGAACGUUGAUUCAGCAUAUAAGGCUGCAUUAUCUCCAGAUAGUGGUUUAUGUAACUUCUACAGAUCCAUAAGGCACGGCACAAUUGUAAAAGAAAAAAGAUUACAUUUAGAGGAAUCUGCAAGAAUAGGUGAUAGGAAGGAGAAAGAUGGACCAACACAAGGAGAGGAUUUCCCAAGGGAAGAUAUCGUAGCAGCGGCAAUUCAUUUCUUAACAAUAAAUAGAGCUGUCAAGACAGAUAGAAAAGGAAGAACCAUAGUAGGAACAUUCAAACACCUUAGAAAUGGAAAGGACAUCGAUAUAAAGCAAAAGGAACAGUCCCUGAGAAAAUUGCAUUCCUUAGAAAAAGAUGAACUUCUCAUCAGAAAAGGAAUACUACCUGGAGUUGCGUGCACAGUCAGACAGAGUGCAGUGAAGACAAGGAAGAUGUCGGGAGAAAGUAAUUCUUUGAAAUCAAAUUACGGCUUGUCUAAGAAGAAUUUAUCACAGAAACAUAGGUGUUUGAGCUCAGUUGAAGUUAGCACUAGAAAUAAAUCGUCGAAAAGAAGUCCUUCCUUGAGCAUAAUUGAUGCAAUCUUCGAAGACAAAUUCUCCGAAGAGGACACUUCCGUGAGCUCAGUUGAAACAAUCACCAUACGAGAAAUCUCGGGAGAUGUUAAUACUACAAGACAGAUUCAUGUAGUUGCCAAGAAGAGAGCACUGGCAGAAGAAGAUUCCUUGAGUACAAGUUCUUUCGAUACUACGGAGACAGUGUUAGUGCCGACUGCCUCACCAUCCAAAGUUGGCGUAGCUAUUACAGACAGAACAUCAGCAGGGGAUGAUUCUUCUAGCGCAGAUGAUUAUAACAGUUUAUAUUCUUCAGGACGUAGGCGCGAUGUGAAUUCAAGAAGGGUAUCUAAGGAGGAAGGAUCUUCUUCUUCCAGGGAUGAUACAUAUAGAAGAUAUGAUUCAUCCGAAGUAUAUGGCAGACGGAAGGAAAGUGACAUAGAAAAUAGAAAAGGAACAACCAAAGUAGGAACAUUCACCCACCUUAGAAAUGGAAAGGACAUCGAUAUAAAGCAAAAGGACCAGUCCCUGAGAAAAUUGCAUUCCUUGGAAAAAGAUGAAGUUCUCAUCACAAAAAGAAUACUACCUGGAGUUGCCUGCACAGUCAGACAGAGUGCAGUGAAGACACGGAACAUGUCGGAAGAGAGUAAUUCUUUGAAAUCAAAUUACGGCUUGUCUAAGAAAAGAUUAUCACAGAAACAUAGGUGUUUGAGCUCAGUUGAAGCUGACACUAGAGAAAGAUGGUCGGAAAGAAGUCAUUCCUUGAGCACAAUUGAUGCGUUUCCCGAGGAACAAUUUUCAGAAGAAGACGCUUCCUUGAGCACAGUUGGCACAAUCACCAUACAAGAAAUCUCGGCAAAGGUUAAUACUACAAGACAGAUUCAUGUAGUUGACAAGAAGGAAAGAAUGGCAAGAGACGAUUCCUUGAGUACAACUUCUUGCGAUACUACGGAGACAGUGUUAGUGGAGAGUGGCUCACCAUGCGAAGUUGGCGCAGCUAUUACAGAAAGAACAUCAACAAGGGAUGAUUUUUCUAGCGCAGAUGAUUAUAACAGUUUAUAUUCUUCAGGACGUAGGCGCGAUGUGAAUCCAAGAAGGGUAUCUAAGGAGGAAGGAUCUUCUUCUUCCUGGGAUUAUAGAUAUAGAAGAUAUGAUUCAUCAGAAGUAUAUGGCCGACGGAAAGAAGGUGACAUAGAAGCUGCAAGAAAUGUGCAUAACAGGGUCAAGUCUGUCAGGAGAAGUCUCUUAUCCUCGCAAAAAUAUGCGAAAUCAGAUGUUGAUACCCUAGAUGAAAUAAAAAGGAGGACGAAGAAGCAAAAACAAGAUGAAACAAAGAAACAUAUAUACAUAACAUGCAAAAGAGAUAUGCAGAAGAGAUUAAGGGCUGCAACAGGCACUUAUAAACCCAAGGGAAAGUUUGAACAGGAAGCAUAUGAUUAUACGUAUGAUACAAGCGCAGAUACAUAUUGUGAGGAAGGUCUAUCCACAGAGGAAUUUUAUAUAAAGAGAAGUAAUGAGAUGUAUAAAAGAAUGCAGAAAGUAAAACAAAGUUAUGCAUCAAAAAAGGACCCGUCCGAAGCAGAGAUUGAUUCUAUAGAUGAUAUCAUAAGUAGGAACGAUUCAUCAAAGAAGGAGCAUGCAUCGAAACAAGUGCAUGUACAAGGACCUGACGAUGUCCAAGAAGGAUUUGUUCAUAUGAAGAACCGUGAAACAUUAUUUAGAGAUGGUCUUUUUAAGGAGGAAUACAGGUCUUAUCAACCUACAUUGCAAAUAAAAGCUGAUUUUAGUGAAGAAAGUGACAAGUUACACAACGCAAAAUUCGAGAUGGCAAGUAGUUCUAUGAACACCAAUGACAAACUGGGUAGAGACGAUUUGUUUGAAAAAGAUAUAUCAGGAAAUUCGAUUGAUCUACUGAACAAAGAGGAAUUGAUGAAAGAAGACCAUCUAAUUAACAAAAUAUAUGUAACGUGCUCUAAGAAUCUAUAUAGGAAAAUGCAGUACAUAAAUGAAUGCGGUUUAUUGAACAGAUAUGGAAAGAAAGCAGAACCUGAGAAUGAUAGCGGUAUGUACAUAACAGAGAACAAUAAAUUAUUUAAGAAGAUUAAUAUCAUAAGUGCGGAUGGGUUUACACCCGAUGAAGAUGCGUCAGCGAUAGUUGAUGAGUAUGCGGAGAACUUAUACUUAACGUGCCAAAAUAGUCUAUUUAAGAAAAUUCACCAUCAGGGAGAAGGGGAUUUAGAAAAUAUAAAAGAAUUAUUGAAAAGAAAAGGAAAAGAAGAAGCAGAAGAAUCUGUAAAGAGGAACAUAUUACCACAGGAAAGGAAGCACACCAUAUAUAUAUACUUGCAUGAGAAAGAGAAAGAUAAAGAUCCAGAUAAGAAUAAAAAUGAUUGGGUUAUAUAUAAACGCAUUGAAGAUCGCAAAGUAAAGGUUGAAUUACUAGAAGAUAUGCAGACUAUGAAUAAGCUUGAUGUAACAGCCGUUGAUUCAGUAUAUAAAGAGACAGAAGAAGCUCUUAUGAGAAGUGUCUUAGAACCAGCAAAAAGAAUGAUGAGACCGAAUAUGGAAGCAACAGAAGAAUCUCUUAUGAAAAAUGUCAUGGAGCUACAGGAAAAGACCACCAAAUCCAAUAUUAAAAAAACUAUGAAGAAGGUGGCCAAAUAUGGUAUUCCAGGCGUACUGGCAAUGGUCGUCUUACCAUUCCUUGUCAUGGAAUAUCUCAAGCUACCUGGUGCCAGUGCUCUUCUGGAGGCUGAAUUAAUAGGGGCAAGAGCAGGUUUAA
This is a messenger RNA of Plasmodium inui San Antonio 1, 3610 nucleotides long. RefSeq lists its product as hypothetical. The annotation marks the transcript as partial. The transcript is spliced from 2 exons. Lineage: Eukaryota; Apicomplexa; Aconoidasida; Haemosporida; Plasmodiidae. The record is from RefSeq and is a predicted model, not a curated record.